This is a messenger RNA of Capronia coronata CBS 617.96, 576 nucleotides long. RefSeq lists its product as uncharacterized. Gene Ontology annotation, biological process: transcription initiation at RNA polymerase III promoter. The record is from RefSeq and is a predicted model, not a curated record. The transcript has 2 exons. Bases 1 to 576 code for a protein of 191 amino acids. Gene Ontology annotation, cellular component: RNA polymerase III complex. NCBI's taxonomy places the organism in Eukaryota, Fungi, Ascomycota, Eurotiomycetes, Chaetothyriales, Herpotrichiellaceae.
AUGAGCAGGGAACUAAUGCUGCGCAUCUGGCAGGUCCUCGAUCCACAGUCAGCGCUCCUUACGACGAGUGAGGUGCAUCAAUUCCUCGCCAGUAACCCUCCCCGAGAAACGACCAGGAAGAUAGGAUCGUACAAGCCCGUCAAUCUCAAGAACUACCAGUCGGUGCGGGAAGAUUUCCAGCGCUAUGUCACCACGACGGUUCCAUACAUUGAGAAUUUUCCUCCUCCAGAGCUUUUCGUCAAGACCGUAGUGUCCAAACUACGAGCAUUUGGGUUGACCAAGACCGAAGUCUUCAUGUUGAUCAAUCUCGGCAUCGGCCUUCCCCGGAAUCAAUCUUCGCAGCCAUCUGCUGCUGCCGAAGACGGGGAGGAAGAAAACGAAGCAGAGGAAGUACAAGAACCGGAUGACAGGCAACUGCUCUCCAUCGUGAUUGAAGAGCUGGAAGACAGAUUCCCGGGUGAAGAAGGCGAAGCCAAGAUCGAGAAGAUCUUACAGACAAUGCGCACCGAAUUCAAUCGAGCUCAAGCCGCGACUAAGGCGAAUGAAGCGAACGGGAACGGAAGCGAAGCCAAGUGA